This is a messenger RNA of Tigriopus californicus, 2559 nucleotides long. RefSeq names its product protein LSM14 homolog car-1-like (gene tral). Lineage: Eukaryota; Metazoa; Arthropoda; Copepoda; Harpacticoida; Harpacticidae. The transcript is spliced from 5 exons. The record is from RefSeq and is a predicted model, not a curated record. Gene Ontology annotation, cellular component: P-body. Bases 194 to 1591 code for a protein of 465 amino acids. Gene Ontology annotation, biological process: cytoplasmic stress granule assembly; P-body assembly. Gene Ontology annotation, molecular function: mRNA binding.
AUUAGCCCCGCUCUUUUCUCUUAAUCUCAGUCGUGGUCGAGCUCUCUCUCUAUAGAGAAGCCAGGUUAGAGUGUUCCGUGAAAAUUGAGGUGCUUUGCGAAAUCCGCUAAAAUCCCGUCCAUCCUUGGCGAUUGCGGCCGUUUGACCCGCGGGAUUGUCGAUCCACCCCCGGAUACCCUUCGCCAGGCCCACCAUGUCUGCGGGCGUGCCCUAUCUGGGCUCGAAAAUUAGCCUGAUUUCCAAGUCUGAAAUCCGCUAUGAAGGCAUUCUGUAUACGAUCGAUACUAAUGAAUCCACUGUGGCUCUGGCCAAAGUUCGGUCAUUCGGGACUGAGGAUCGUCCCACGGAGCGUCCCGUGGCCCCGCAAGACAUGGUUUACGAGUAUAUCAUUUUCCGCGGGUCGGAUAUUAAAGAUAUUCGCGUUUGUCAGCCACCCAAGCCUCAACCCACGUUACAAGGGGGAUUACCCAAUGACCCGGCUAUUCUGCAGCAUUCUAAUGUGGGCGGAGGUGGGGCUGGGCCUUUUGUAGGUGGAGCGGGAAGUAAUGGCACGAUGGCGCCCAGCGUCUCAUCGGCCAAUCCUACCCUGAAUUCUGGUGCCCAUUCGAGCGGCGGAUCACCGGUCAUGGAUUUACUCCGGGACGGCAAAUCCGGAGCCAUGAGCCCCAUCGUCGGACUCGACGGACCCAUUGGACCCGAUGGGCGACAAGCUAUGCGUGCGAAACGAAAUAGUGGUCAACGUGGCGACCAUCGAGGCGGACGAGGGGGCGGUGCUCCCGGAACCGUUCCGGGUUAUCCUCCCCAACAGCAUUCUGGACCUGGUGGUGCUUAUCCCCCCCGAGGCGGCCGAGGUGGUGCUCCCGGCGGACCCCCCAAUCAUGGUCCUCAUCGGGGCAUGCGACGUGGAAGUCGGGGCGGGUUCCUGCCUGGCCGAUUACCGGCCAAUAAGAAAGAGUCGCUCAAGUUCGAAGAUGACUAUGAUUUUGAACAAGCCAACGAGGAGUUCGCGGAGGUUCUGUCUAAACUUCAGAAAAUCGGUUUGGAAGCCAGUGUCGAAGGCGAGGAAGAAGGGGAGAAAAAAGAACCUACGGCCAAACCGGAGGAAGAUCGUGAGAUCGAGGAAGGUGAAAUCGAAGACAAGGCUGAAGAUCCCGAAGUGUUCUACGACAAAACAAAGAGCUUCUUCGACUCCAUAUCAUGUGAAGCCUUGGAACGGAAUAAAAACAAUAACAAAGGUCGCCCAGACUGGAAAGCCGAAAAGAAGCUCAAUAAAGAAACAUUUGGCGUUGCUGGUCCCAGAGGUGGUUUCAGAGGUCCGCGAGGUUAUGGCGGUCGAGGCGGGUAUUACCGUGGUGGCAGAGGAGGCGGAGGCGGUUAUGGCGGCCGUGGUGGUUACGGCGGUGGCUACAAUAAUUAUGGUUUCAAUAACUACGGUUACAAUAACAGCUACGGUGGCGGCGGUCGAUAUCCUCGUGAUAAUAGAGACAAUCGUGGCCAUAGAGGCAAUGGGGGACGGGGUUACCACAACUACCACAAUAAUCAUCCCCAACAGGCACCAAUGCAGCAGCCUCAGCCUGCUCCUUCGAACUGAACCAGUCGGUACAAAGGCCCCCCGUUUAUUAACUCAUCUCAUCUACUCUCACCACCUUCUGUGUUAUCAUUUGUCAAAGGCCGCCCCCAUUAUUUCAAUCCCUUCAAUUGAUGUAAGUCGAAAUAUUCUCAUGGUUCUCCUCGUUCGGCCACGCCCCUCUUAGUGAAGCUUUCUUCACAACAGACGACUCUGCCAAUGACACGACGUCAAUAUUACAGCCCCUCUAUCCCCUCCUGAAUAGACGUCCGGCCCACGAGCACCACUCAUCCUGUUGAAACGAUUAACAACCCCUCAUGAACUUGUUUAAGAAACCUCGUCUUAAUGUCUACGUUCCAAGGAGUUUCACAUGUUAAAACCACGCUUUCAUCCUUGCUGCAAUUAACUUUGGAAACGUCACUUAUGGCUCACCCUCCCAGCCAACCAACGCUCUCGCCCCUGCUCCCCCAAUGAUUUUUUUUUUAUGUCUAGCGGAAUCGGGGAACUACAAUAGGCACAUGCACGCCAACCACACCCAUCGUCAAUCCUGUAUCACCAAGUACCAAAAGAAACUUUGUCAAGUAUUGAAAUCGACAUCGAGAUUUUAUCCAUGUAUCACAAAGUCUUGCUGUUAUGUCUCGUUAACUAAUUAUGAUCUAUCUCCUUCCCUUAAGUUGCACAUCCCCGAUUUCGCUUUAUAGUGCAGCUUCCUGGUGCAUGUGUAGUAAUUCCCGCCCUCUUUCACUUCCUGCCCCUGUCGGACCACCUCCCCAUGAAAGAUUUGUACUCGUGAUGAAUUAUUCCAGUCAACCCACAAAGCCUAGUUCGACGAGCUAAUUGUACUUCAGCCAAAUCCAAUUCCAAGAGACAGCAAGCAAAACGUUGAGGAAACUAUGAAGAUGAUACGCUUUUUGUCUUGAAAGCUAGCGUUUUCAAGCUAGUAUCAUUCAGUUAUUUUUUCAUUUGAAAUUAAAUAAAAAGGAUAUAUUGCA